AUGCUUGAAAAGCCUCCAGGGGUCAUUCCACCUUUCAACGUUCUCAUAUCCAUUCGUGUCUAUCGUCAUCUUGCGGUCGCAAUAUCCAAGAAACAUCUUCCUGCGCUGCUGAAGCCGUUUGAUGCUCAUACACCCAAUGACUAUGACGGAUUCCUUCGCCUCCUCGCAUUUCAGACUGGCCACAAGCCGACGACUCAUGCGGGGGCGUACGCAUUAGAGACUGCAUUUGCCGCCAAAUUGCAGGCAGACUUGAUCUGUCGAUACCUCGAGAAUAGUCGCAUUUGGCACCAGUUUCUCCUUGUCGGACAGAGCGAUGUCAUCGAGGCUGCUGUAGACUCUUCAUAUGAUCGGAAUAAGAGGACAUAUGAGAUCGCAGGGUACUUUCCGGAUCCGCCAAGGUUGAGGUCCGACGAUGACGAGGAGUGCAUGUCUCAGACUUGGUCGAGCGCGGCCUCCGAUGUUGAGGAUGGUUGCGAAAGCGACCAGGCAGGUCAUCAGUCUCAUCGCGGCGAAGUAAAGAGACACAGGCGCAGGCAGGGGCCAUUAGGUGAGCUGGAUAAGAAUAUUAGUCCCGUGUCGAAGAAAAUCAGAAGACUGCAAGAAAAGAUCGAAGAGCUGAAGAAGGCAAGGGCUCUGUAG
Molecule: messenger RNA, 639 nt
Organism: Zasmidium cellare ATCC 36951
Lineage: Eukaryota; Fungi; Ascomycota; Dothideomycetes; Mycosphaerellales; Mycosphaerellaceae
Exons: 1
Coding region: 1-639 (212 amino acids)
Source: RefSeq, a predicted model, not a curated record